CCCCGCCCCCUCAGUGUGCCUCUUGGAUCGUAAUCAGGGAAAGGUGUUCUGUCAUCCGCUGUGACAGUAAUUAUACCUUUUCGGGUUUACUUUCCUUACUACAUAUAUUACAUUAUUUGCAGCUAUCCGUCUAAAAAAACAUGGCAUCUUCUUCAUCUCUCAUUUUUGCUCUCACGUUAACGCUGUGGAUGUUCGCCGGAUCGGUUCUCGCCAAGGGCGAUGUGCUGGAGCUCGGAGACGGGGAUUUCGAUUAUCUGGCAUCGGAACACGAGACAAUGCUAGUAAAAUUCUACGCUCCGUGGUGUGGACACUGUAAGAAACUCGCCCCGGACUUUGAGACGGCAGCAACCCGACUGAAAGGGACCGUUCCUCUGGCCAAGGUGGACUGUACCGCCAACCCAGACACAUGUGGUCGUUUUGGGGUAACAGGAUAUCCCACACUCAAGAUCUUCAGGAACGGAGAAGAUUCCUCAAGCUACGAUGGGCCACGAACAGCAGAUGGCAUAGUGCACCACAUGAAGAAGCAGGCUGGUCCCAACUCUCUGAGCCUGCACAGCCAGGCUGACCUUGAGGCCUUCAUCAACCACUUUGAUGCCAGCGUUGUUGGAUUCUUCCCAGGGUCGGAGGGCAGCCAGCUGGCUGAGUUCCUGAAGGCGGCCAGCAUGAUGAGGGAGCACUUCCGCUUCGCCCACACGUCCGACCUGAGCCUGGGAGCUCCGUACGGCGUGGCCGCCAAGGGCGUGCUUCUCUUCCGGCCCCCCAGGCUGAGCAGUAAGUUUGAGGACAGCGUGGUCCACUUUACCGACACCAUCUCCCCAGCCUCUCUUCGACGCUUCAUCAGAGACAACAUUUUUGGAAUUUGCCCGCACCUGACCAAUGAGAACAGGGACAGGAUGAAGGGGCGGGACUUGUUGACAGUGUACUACGACCUGGACUACCUACGCAACCCCAAGGGCUCCAACUAUUGGAGGAACAGGGCGAUGAAGGUGGCCUCCCAGUUCCUCUCCCAGGGUCUGAGUUUCGCCGUGGCCAAUCGGCGGGACUUUGUGGACGAGCUGGAGCAAGAGUUUGGACUGGGGGCGUCCGACGGGGGGGACCUGCCCUUCGUGACCAUCCGGACCGCCCGCGGUCACAAGUACACCAUGCGGGAGGAGUUCACGAGGGACGGGAAGUCUCUGGAGAGGUUCCUGGAUGAGUACUUUGCCGGACGACUGAAACGCUACAUCAAGUCUGAACCCAUCCCUGAGAAGAACAAGGGACCCGUGAAGGUAGUGGUAGCUGAGUCAUUUGAGGAGAUGGUGAACGCUGCAGAGAAGGACGUGCUGAUAGAAUUAUAUGCUCCCUGGUGUGGACACUGCAAAAGCCUGGAGCCCAAAUACAAAGAGCUGGCGGAGCAACUCUACGAUGACCCCAAUAUUGUCAUCGCCAAGAUGGACGCUACGGCCAAUGACGUCCCUGAGGGCUUCGACAUACAAGGUUUUCCCACCAUCUACUUCUCCCCAGCCGGUCAGAAGAACCAGCCGAAACGAUACGAGGGAGCUCGCGAGGUGAAGGACUUCCUCAACUUCCUGAAGAAGGAAGCCUCGCACGCCCUCGUCGUGAGCGGAGUGAGGGAGGAGCUGUGAACAAGCAGGAACGGGAAGUGAGGACUGGCCGGGGUGCAUGGUGGGAGAUGUGGUUUGGGACCUCCCCCGGCGCUCACGUCGCAGGCUGUCUUACUGUAGAGUCGCGAAGGAACAUCUGACAAGAUCUCUUUACAAAACUGUUUUCAAACGAUAACGCGUGGCUGACUCGACAGGAAAAGAGCCACCGGUUGUGUGGAGAAUAUUCCCACGGAAUUGAAACAGAAGGACUACCUGGAGUGAAGGAGGAGGUGGAGAGAGAAGACCUCUGUUGAUUAAACAUACACUUAGAAGUUCCAGGACAGAGACCAGUGGGUAGGCUCUCUGGCAUGACCUGAGGACCCUGGAGCCACCAGACUCAGCUGCCUUUAAGGGUUCAUGGUGCGUGUAGAUUAGCCUUGUGUUAUCUUCGGGUCAUUCUGA
This is a messenger RNA of Osmerus eperlanus (European smelt), 2045 nucleotides long. Its product is annotated as protein disulfide-isomerase A3-like. The coding region runs from base 141 to 1625 and encodes 494 amino acids. The record is from RefSeq and is a predicted model, not a curated record. The transcript is spliced from 13 exons. Gene Ontology annotation, biological process: response to endoplasmic reticulum stress; protein folding. Gene Ontology annotation, cellular component: endoplasmic reticulum; cell surface. Gene Ontology annotation, molecular function: protein disulfide isomerase activity. NCBI's taxonomy places the organism in Eukaryota, Metazoa, Chordata, Actinopteri, Osmeriformes, Osmeridae.